AUGAGCGGGGUUGCGAAGAAGGUGACAGAUGUGGCGUUCAAGGCGUCAAAGACUAUUGAUUGGGAAGGCAUGGCCAAGCUCCUUGUCACCGACGAGGCUCGCAAGGAAUUCGCCAAUCUCCGCCGCGCCUUCGACGAUGUUAACUCUCAGCUCCAGACCAAGUUCAGCCAGGAACCCGAGCCAGUAGACUGGGAAUAUUACAGAAAGGGGAUUGGUUCUCGCUUGGUUGACAUGUACAAGGAAGCAUAUGACAGCAUUGAGAUACCAAAGUAUGUGGACAAAGUCACUCCUGAGUACAAACCCAAGUUUGAACAACUGAUGGUGGAACUCAAAGAGGCAGAGCAACAAUCUCUCAAAGAAUCUGAACGCUUGGAGAAGGAGAUUGUUGAAGUCCAAGAGAUGAAGAAAAAGAUCAGCACCAUGACUGCAGAUGAGUACUUUGAGAAGCACCCUGAGCUAAGGAAGAAGUUUGAUGAUGAAAUCCGAAACGACUACUGGGGUUACUGA
This is a messenger RNA of Linum trigynum, 507 nucleotides long. The record is from the annotation of a GenBank genome assembly. NCBI's taxonomy places the organism in Eukaryota, Viridiplantae, Streptophyta, Magnoliopsida, Malpighiales, Linaceae.